UCAGGGGAGAUAACUCUCACACUGUGACAAAUGCGGGAAAUUUGAUGUGAUUUCUUGGUGAACUACUGAUGUUAUGGAUUUGUCAAACUUGUGAAAAUGACGUCCAUUUUGACUCCCUUUAGCAAACUUCCCAAUCGACAAGAAUGUACAGUAUUGAUUGUCGGGGACGAGGGAACCGGGAAACAUGAACUGGGGCUGGCCAUGCUGAAUCUCAAGACACCAUACUCCCUGUACAUACGGACAGCCACCUCCCUCCCACUGCCUGCAGAGAAAGAAGCGGACCGACCCAGCAUCGAUUACAUCUGCUAUCUUGUCAAUGUGACUGUGGACGACAGCAUGAAGAUUAUUGAGGAAGCUUUAUCAGCUGUUGAUGUGAAGUACUUUGUUGGCCGUUCUUCCCUGAUAGUAACUGGAGUUGAGUUCCCCAACAAGCAAGUCAUCGAGAUGGAAACCGUGUUGAAGAUGGCUGAAUCAUAUGACUUGCCGCUCAUAUUCGGAGAAGUAGAAAAACCUGAGGAGCUUCUGUCCCUGGCCACCAAGGUGACGAAGACAGUGGAGAUUGCAUCUGGCUUCAAGCGAAACGUUUCUCCAAUGUUAGUGGAAGCAACACAAAGGAACUUUGAACAGAAUCUGUGAAUAUCCAAGCAUCCAGACUGGCCCAUUGCGACCCCUGUUGAAAUGGUGUCUUAAUGCGUACAUGCAAGUGUAUGAGCCCAGGCCAAGGAGAGACAUGAACAAGACACGGUGUUAUCCCAGAUCAAGAUGUCAUAUUGAAUGCAAGAGUAUUUCUUGUUCGCUCUCCUAACUUACUUCAUCAGCAAGGAAUCGUGGUGAUAACGAAGUGUCUUCAUUUCUCACAUCCUUGAAUGAACGAGAGUGUGCAGGGUACUAGUUUUCAUGUCCCAGCAAAAAUCACUCCCAACACACCAUUGGAUUGAGGGAGUGAUUGUGUUUUUUUACGCAGCUUUUAGCAAUAUUUCAGCAUUAUCACGGCGGACCACACCAGAAAUGAGCACACGAAUGGAAUGAAGUUGGGCAGAGUUGUCAUGCAUGGCUUGUUCUUCGUGAUUCUUGGUUCAGUGCCAUAAAGAUGUGGAUCUUGCACCAUGGUCUGAUAUCGCACAGAUGUUCAGACUUUUGCAAGCAAGUGCAGUGUACUAGCUUUUUUAUAUUCCGCAAAAAUGUAUGCUUACAUAUACUUUGAAAAUAAGCCUUGUUGUAGACAAUAAACUAUUUUGUGACGUCUUCAAAA
Messenger RNA from Haliotis rufescens (red abalone), 1252 nucleotides. RefSeq names its product centromere protein M-like. The coding region runs from base 97 to 636 and encodes 179 amino acids. NCBI's taxonomy places the organism in Eukaryota, Metazoa, Mollusca, Gastropoda, Lepetellida, Haliotidae. The transcript has 6 exons. The record is from RefSeq and is a predicted model, not a curated record.